Paramecium tetraurelia is the source of this 1812-nucleotide messenger RNA. RefSeq lists its product as uncharacterized. The transcript is spliced from 5 exons. The record is from RefSeq and is a predicted model, not a curated record. Lineage: Eukaryota; Ciliophora; Oligohymenophorea; Peniculida; Parameciidae. Gene Ontology annotation, molecular function: zinc ion binding.
AUGUCUGAUAGUAAAACUACACCUAGAAAUCAUGGUAGAUCGAAGACCAAAACAAGCGAAAACUUAUAAAUUCAAUUCAAGAAACCAUCAGUUGCAAAUGAAAGAUUGGUCGUUAAUAAAUUAGGUAUGAAAUUUGAUCCUGUUUGUUGGAAGAAGAAUCAUGAAAAAGGAAAAAUCCAAUUUGUUUGUAUUGAAUCUAAUUGCAAUGCUGAUAGAAGGUUGGCUUGUGCACAUUGUAUUAUUGAAGAACAUGAUGAACAUAUUUCAAACAAAGUUACUGUAGAGUAAUAUUGUGAUACCUUUGAGAAUAAUUUCAAGAGCUAUCUAUUUUAAGUAGCAAAGUUAGAGGAAUAUUAUAAAAAAUGCAAAAUGAUGGAUUUAAUCGAUCAAAUCGAUAAAGAUAUGAAUACAGUUGUUGAAAUUGUCAAACAGUAACUAAGAGCUCUAAGAGAUUACUAUGUUUAAGACAUAUAAAUUCAUGCUGAAUAAAAUAAUUCUUCUUUGUUUACAUUUUAUAAUGCAGAAAGACAGACUCUCUCAAAGAUAAAGGAAUAUGCACACAAGAAUCUAUUUGAAAUGACUCCUGCUGAAAUGGAUCACAGUAUGUUACUAAUGGGUCCGAUUCAUUUAGAUAAAAUUAUGGGAAAAUUGUCUGAAUUUGAUGAUUAAACCUCCACUCUUUAAAGCACCAUGAAAUCUCAAUGGAAAUUAAUAUAUGAAUAAUUGGAAGAAUCCUUAAUUGAUAUCAUAGCAUAAAUUGGCUAGAAUAAUCUAGAUUUUAUUUAAACAACAACUAAAGAAUAAGAAUAAUAUCAAUUUGCAAACUAAUACUAAAAUUUGGAUAUUUAAAAACUCAACUAAUAAAAUGCUAAAACUUCAAAUAAAUAAGUUAAUUAACUAUAAUAAAAUAAUUCAAUGCAAGCUUACUUAUCACAACAAUUACCUCCACAAACUUUAUAAUAUUCUCAGUAUCCCUAAUCUAUUAAAAAGGAAGUCAGUAGACAUAGUGGUAACACUGUACAACAGUAAUCCAGUAAAUAACAGUCCAGUAACUAACCAUCAUCUAGCAAUUAGCCAUUAUCAAACAAAUAAUUAUAAUCAAAUAGUCCAAAGGCUUCAUCUGAAAAUCAAAGUUUUAAAUAGAUUUAAGGUAUAUCCUAAUAUUAAGUGAUCUCGCCGUUAAAAAGUGGUGUGAAUACAGCUUCUUUUGGCAAUUUAGGAAGUAGCAAUUAAAAGUCUCUCAAAAAUAUCAUUCAAACAAACAAUAAUUAAGCGCCUAUUCAAUCAUAGACUGAAUAAAAAAACUAUUCAAAUCCUAAAUCUAGCUCUCAAAUCAGAUAAGCAAGUCCAAAUGGAGUUAAUUAUUAUUAUUAGAGUGAUGGGAAGCAAUUAGAGAACAGAAAGAAUGCAAACAAUUUGUAAUCUCUUAAUUCAUCAUCCUAAUAAUAAUAAUAAUAAUAAUAAUAAUAAUAAUAAUAAUAACAAUAACAAGAAUAAUUAUCAUAAUAAUAACAACAAUAAUAAUCAUAAUAGUAAUCGUUUGAGAGAAGAUUGUCAGCUCAAAAAGUCUAAAGUACUUAAUUUACUUGCAAUUAUAAUAAUAUGAAAUGCAUUCAUAAUGAACUUAUUAAAGCCAGCCCUAUUUUUAGUUGCUGUAAUUGGGCAUUUCCUUGUUAUGAAUGUCACGACAUGAUUUCAACACAUAAAGCACACAUAACUGUACCUUCCUAAAGAUACUGUUAGAACUGCCAUGAAACAUUCUCUGUAAAUCUAAUGUCUACAGUAGAUGUCAAAUGUUAUAAAUGUUAAUGA